AUGGAGUCGGCGAACCCAAGUGUACAAUUGAACUCUGCUGGGGCUUCUUUGGUAGAAGACGUUAGACUGGAACGAGGCGCUGCCCCUGCCCCUCAACGUCAAUCCGGCCAGAAUCGCAUCGGUGAAAUUGAGCGCCUAUCCCCGCAGAUUGAGCGCAUGCUUCUUGACAAGAUCAGAGACAAGAUGAUGUACGAGCUGGGUGUUACCAAAGAAAGUGUUACAGGUAUUUCGAUAAGUGACACGGAGACUAGAACGUUCCGUUUCCAUUUCGGAUCUGCUGUCAACGAAACUGUGGAGUUAGGCUGGUUAACUGAGAUGGGAAUUAAGAAGGCCGCCCGAAUUGAACAAGCAUUUCGCGACGCCUGGCCUGAAGAUCGUAAAUGGUCAAAGGCAUAUGUCGUUGAGAGUGACGGCCGCAGUCCCGCCGUUCUAGCCCAUUGGUCAUCUGUUGGGAAGGUAUAUCAAGAUGACUUAAAAGCCAUCUAUCAGAAUCGGAACUUACCACCUGCAAAUCCUCUCUACCCCGGUUAUGAGGGGCUAUGGCAUAGUUGGUGCUAUGCAGCCAGAGCCGCUCUAAAAGAACGACGGGAACGAAUGGUAUACCUUGUUAGCUAUUGUUCAUCGAAUAGUCAAAAGAAGGGAGACCAACACCAUCCUAUAAACCUUCUUGCUUGGGCGUUGAGCUACGACGAACCUUUCAGCAAAUCAUGUCACGAUCAGAACUCGUUUCGAGUAGGAUAUUCGGCAUCCUUCUUUUCCCCCAAUUUCCGAGGAGGAUGCAAUGUGCCUGGAGGUCACCCCGAACAACAUGCCAUUCAUUGGCAAAUUCGUUAUUUUAGGCCUAUCAGUGAUUAUACAUGUUCCGAUAUGGACUGUCUGUUAAGCAAGCGACAAGCUGCGACUAUACGACACGGGUCCGAGGCGAUUUGCUUGGGGGAGAGACGAGCACGAGUAAGCUUCCGAGUGUUAAGAGGAACUCCAGGCCUCUUCAGCAUACUCUCCUUAUCUGAUGACUGGAUGCCUAUAGGCAAAAAGGACUUUCAGAACAUCGACAAGGUUAAAGCUAGUUGGGAACGUUAUGGCUUAAUGGCAAGGGAAAGAGCAAUCCCUAUCACACAUUAUCUCUUCGAGAUCUGUAGAAUCUUUGAAAGAUGCAUGGACGCAUGGGGCGAGACACUCGACGCCAUAGAUGGACUUGUUCAUGUCGACUUGAACGACUUUGAUGACCAGUCGCGAGUGGAGGAUCUGAUGUUCGAUAAGUCUUUUAACCGCUCUAAGGACUACUUUGUUGCUCUACAGCUACUUAGGAUCGUCGACGAGUGGCUGGAUGAGAUCGUGCCUAGUGUUAAGGAACUGCAAAAGGAUCCCUCUCUCGGACACCCUUCCUUCUGUGCGGCUGCAGCGAGAGAGAACUUCAAUGCCGCCAUCAGAAGCAUAGACGAACGCGCUGGUGCAGUUCAAAGGCGAGUCCGAAAGAAGGUCGAGGAGAUCAACAGUCUGCGAGAUGGAUUAUUCAACGCUACGUCUCUUCGAGAGUCAACCAAAGCUAUGGCGUUGAAUCAAGCAAUUUAUGUCUUCACCAUUGUGACGGUCCUCUUCACACCAGUGAGCUUCUUAGCGGUAAGUGACAUACACCAUAAGCCCUCAGCAUCACAGCUAACAAAGUAG
This is a messenger RNA of Fusarium redolens, 1668 nucleotides long. RefSeq lists its product as uncharacterized. The record is from RefSeq and is a predicted model, not a curated record. Lineage: Eukaryota; Fungi; Ascomycota; Sordariomycetes; Hypocreales; Nectriaceae. Bases 1 to 1668 code for a protein of 555 amino acids. The transcript is spliced from 5 exons.